ACGUCCCAAGACUUGCACAUAUGGGGUAUGACUGUACUGUAUCACAAGAUCAAUGUGAAGGAUCGUUGUAAACUAAAGAGGAGGAAUAAAAACAUGACAAGCUUGUAGACUCUGCCUGACAAAAUAGCCAGUGCUCUAAACCCAGUGGAAUCACAAUUUUCCAAACAUCUAUCUCUGUCUACCAUGGCAGAACUUGUGAGUUUCUUGUUUUGUUUUGAUUUUUAGAAACUCGCGAGUUUAUAGUACUGGCCGUUGGUUCACAUUUGAUCUACUUUUCCAAUUUAGCACUCACAAUUCGUAAAGGGUGCAGUGAAGCAAGCAUUCUCUUCUGAUAUCUAGCCACAAGCACCAUAAAAAAAAUGUCAACAAGUGAUUACGAGUUAAUAAAGAUCGAGACGUUUGUUCUUAAAGCACACAUGAACUGUCAAGGAUGCAUGAACAAAGUAAGGAAAGUACUCCAAAAAAUUGAAGGUGUCUGUAAAGUAGACAUUAAUGCAGAAGAGCAAACGGCAAUUGUCACAGGCAUUGUCAACCCAUCCACUUUGGUCCAGAAGUUGGCCAAAUUUGGCAAGCAUGCAGAGAUAUGGGAUGCAGGAUACAACGGUGAUCAGAACAAUAACCAAGCUCAAUUAAUAAAUGAUCACAGUGACUAUGAAAAUCAGUAUAUGAUUCCCACCUUUGGCGAAAAUCACUGGGGACCCCAAUGGGGUUUUAAUGCUGGCUUAGAGAAUAGUGAAACUAUUUAUGCUGGCUUAGAGAACCAAGAAUGGGCACGUAACUUCCCUGGAGAGUCAUCAACUAGCAAAUAUGGUCAUCAACCAUCUCCUAUGGCCAACAUACAUGAAUAUCAUCAUGAAUUCCAUCCAUCAAAUAUGAUGCAGUUUUCUUCCCAUAUCAUGGACCUGAACAAUUAACAUCCACAUGGAGGAUGCCAACUGAUGUGAUGAUGAAUGCAUACAUGUGACAAAUCAAUGUCAUUUCUCAUUGCCUUUUAA
Molecule: messenger RNA, 995 nt
Organism: Glycine soja
Lineage: Eukaryota; Viridiplantae; Streptophyta; Magnoliopsida; Fabales; Fabaceae
Product: heavy metal-associated isoprenylated plant protein 37-like
Exons: 3
Coding region: 360-914 (184 amino acids)
Molecular function (GO): metal ion binding
Source: RefSeq, a predicted model, not a curated record